This is a messenger RNA of Porites evermanni, 948 nucleotides long. The record is from the annotation of a GenBank genome assembly. Lineage: Eukaryota; Metazoa; Cnidaria; Anthozoa; Scleractinia; Poritidae.
AUGAUUGUGCGGACAAGCGCACAUGCAAUUCUGGCAGUUGCAGCCAUUUUUGGCAGCUUCCUCGUGAUUAGAGCCUUUCAAAAAUUCGAAAAUCUUCGAAAGGCGCCCAACAUAAUCCUUGUGAGUUUGUCUGUCGCUGACUGCCUACUGACCAUUCCGUUCAUUUUGGACAUCAUGCACAUGUUUCUGAAACUAAGUUUUAGUGUGAAACAGAGUCAACAAGCUUUGUGUAUAUGGAGCGCAAGUUAUUGGAAGGAAGAAUAAAGCCAAUAGUAAGAAGUGCUGGCGUUAAUCAGCAUGGAGCGUUUCAUUGCCGUAAAAUUCGCUUUGAGAUACCAUAUCAUAGUGACCAAUCGCCGGGCAGCGAUCGCUUCCAUGACGAUGUGGCUGUGGACUGCACUCGUUAUGGUUGUUUUGCCACACACUCUUAAGGCCAAUAGCAGGAGCGACUUUGAACGAUUUCGCCAAGCGAUUCAUCCAUGUCUUAGUACUCGAGAAGCAUGGCCAGACCGGGAUCUGCCAUUGCAAACUAAAGUGUACCUCAUCUUCGUAGUGAUAUCUCUGUUAGUCAUCCCAUUGUUAAUAAUCCUAUCUUCGUACUCCUACAUCUUUAUAGUGUCCCACAAGCACAGACGACACAUCGCAGGGCGGGGUAACUUCCCAGGAAUGACCACCAUCAGGCAUCAACUAAAAGGCGCCCUAACCCUCGCCUUCGUGGUAUCAGUAUGCCUACUCAGCAUCACCCCUUUGCUAGUCGUGACAUGUCUGCGAUUUUUCAGGAAGCUUCCCGACUGUCGUCAUUCAAGACCGAAGCAUCUAAAUUUCAUCGCCUACGUUGUUGCAACUGGUUUAAACGCCAUUUGCAAUCCUCUUAUAUACGGAUGGAGAAGUCGAAGAUUUAGGAGUGCCUUUCGCAAACUCCUGGGGUGCGAUCAGCAACCCGGUUAA